AUGCGGUUGCUUACGCUUGUGACUCUGAUUGCGAUUGCUUCGAGCUGCGUCUCUGUUUCUGCUGCGUCGGACUCGCUCAAUUCACUUUCAUCCCGAGCUCACGCUUCCAACCACAAACGUCUCCUGCGUCAGAACGAUUUCAACGAGCUGUCAGCCACAAAACGCAACGAUGAAGAAAGAAUUGGUCUGCUGAAUAUGGCGGAUGACGUCGCUGCCUCGAUUGGCACAACAAUUGGAAAGGGGGGAGCGAAUCUGAAAGCCGCGUUGGGGAAAGUUGCAUUGACGGCUGACGAGAUCGCAGAUGUGGUGAAGAGGAUCUCCACCAAGUAUCCCGAAGGCUUGAGCGCUGCGACGAUGAAGCAGGUUCAACAAGUCGAAGAACGUAGAGUGAAGGAUAUCGCUACGUAUUCCAAGGAAACCGCUGAUGGUAUGCGCAGGAAGAUCGAGCCCUUCCCUGGCAUCAAAAUCGCCCCGGAAGAAUACCUCGGAUCCCAUGUUGGACGUGCAAUUCAACGUUACGAGGAUGACGGUACCCGUUUGCUGUCAUGUAAUGUGAUCUCCCGGCCUAAGGAGCAAGGCGGGGGAGAUGUCCUUUUGAUUUCAAGCUCGAACCCAAACAAGGACGAUUGGCUGCUUCCUAAGGGAGGCUGGGACGAAGGCGAGAGCAUUGAAAAGGCUGCCUGGAGGGAAGCUAUUGAAGAAGGAGGGGUUAACACGAAGCUUACAGCCGCUCUGGGAAAGGUUCGGUUUGAGAACAAGGACAACAAGAAGUACAAAUACUACGCCUACAAGAUGCAGGCUAAGACGGUCUAUGACGAUUGGUCCGAGAGUGUGCGCUAUCGUCUGUGGGUCUCAUACGAAGAUGCUAUCAAGAUGCUCGGGAAUCGCAAAGAAAUGGUUGACAUUGUGAAGCGCGCAAAGUUGGCAGAUGACCUUGCGAAGGUCAAUAGGUUGCCAAAGGAGGACAAAAAUCUUGCGGCACUCGAUUUUCUGAAGGUCGCGCCAGCUGCAAGGUAG
Molecule: messenger RNA, 1017 nt
Organism: Phytophthora nicotianae INRA-310
Lineage: Eukaryota; Oomycota; Peronosporomycetes; Peronosporales; Peronosporaceae
Exons: 2
Coding region: 1-1017 (338 amino acids)
Cellular component (GO): nucleus; cytoplasm
Molecular function (GO): hydrolase activity
Source: RefSeq, a predicted model, not a curated record